Molecule: messenger RNA, 660 nt
Organism: Rattus rattus (black rat)
Lineage: Eukaryota; Metazoa; Chordata; Mammalia; Rodentia; Muridae
Product: EF-hand calcium-binding domain-containing protein 1-like
Exons: 6
Coding region: 1-660 (219 amino acids)
Molecular function (GO): calcium ion binding
Source: RefSeq, a predicted model, not a curated record
AUGUCCCAGCAUGGGCCCAUCUGCCUCCGAACUCAGAAGCCCUCUGCCUUCAAAUUGCCUUCAGUCAAGAAGUUUGAAGUUGAAUGUCUCAUACGGCUUUUCUAUAGCUUGGCGGGAUGCCCUAUUGGGAAGGUUGAUAACACCAAGCUGGACUGCAACGCAUUCCGAGGGGUUCUACAGAACUUUUUUGGAAUGACUAAUGAUGUGCUGAUGAAUAGGGUUUUCUUUGUAUUUGACAAAGACGGUGAUAGCCAUGUAAAUUUGCAAGAGUGGAUUAAAGGCUUGGCUGUGUUUCUCCGAGGGACUUUUGAAGAGAAGAUGAGAUUCUGUUUUGAAGUUUAUUAUUUAAGUGGAGAUGCUUAUAUUUCCCGGGAAAAAAUUUUUGACAUGUUGAAGAGUAGUCUCUUCCACAACUCUCCUGAAGAAGAGAACGAAGAAGGAAUAAAGGAUUUGGUAGAAAUAAGCCUGAAGAAGAUGGAUUAUGACAAUGAUGGCAAGAUCUCUUUUGAAGACUUUGAACAGGCAGUGAGAAAAGACGGUCUUUUGUUGGAGGCGUUUGGACCAUGUUUACCAGAUGCAAAGACCUGCUUUCAUUUCGAAGCUCUGGUGUUCAAAAACAACUCCCCUGCUAGUUUUGAGCACAACCCGCUCAACACUUGA